Fusarium keratoplasticum is the source of this 1182-nucleotide messenger RNA. RefSeq lists its product as uncharacterized. The coding region runs from base 1 to 1182 and encodes 393 amino acids. The record is from RefSeq and is a predicted model, not a curated record. NCBI's taxonomy places the organism in Eukaryota, Fungi, Ascomycota, Sordariomycetes, Hypocreales, Nectriaceae. The transcript has a single exon.
AUGGUCAAGAAGACGGGCCCCUCCAGAAAGGCUGCCCCUUCAAAGCAGAGCAACAAGAAGUCGGCCGCCCCGGCGCAGAAUCAAGAAGCUUCUUCACCACCACCUCUGCAGAGCCAAGCCGAGCAGCAGCGCCUGCUCGACGUCUUCUCCAAUGCCUUCAACUCGACCCUCACGUCAGAUGACUUUGCAGGUUUGCUGCAGGAGGUGAAGCAGGCUCUGUUCAAUCGCAACUUUGCUACUGCUUUUGGGAGGGAGGACUAUCUCGAGGCAUAUGCGGCGAGAUGGAGUCCUACACGGACACUAUGCUAUACCACUGUUUUCCUCGGCAUCAAGGGACAUCUGGAUGGGAUUCUAGCUUCUGAAGAGGGGAGUUCCAGUGGAAAGAAUCUGGAAUCAAGUACCCAAGCGGGUUUGACAAAGGAUUCCGAUGCUCUGGAACAAGAUACAGAACCUGGUGAGGCAUCUGCUGAAACAGGACCAGAUGCUCCCAAACCCGAAAGGUCUCAACCACGAAGCACUCUGCGAACGCUUUCAAUUGGAGGAUGUGCAGCUGAGCACCUCGCCUUUGCAUCCUACCUCCAAUCCACCUCGACCAACGGUCAUCUGACGCUCCUUGACUCGGCUCCCUGGGCCAGCGUCAUCUCUUCUCUCGAGUCGAGCACCAACUCCCCGCCCCCCAUCUCAAAGUAUGCGUCGGCGGCCGCGCGCGCAGCGAACCGCGCGCUUCUGGAGCCGGGUCAGCUCUCUGUCGAGGUGGUACAGCAGGAUGUCUUGGCUCUCGAUGUCGAGUCGCUGACGGCUCGAUGCGCGGGUGGCAAGGUACCCAUCGUGGUGACGCUGCUGUUUACCCUCAAUGAGCUGUACACCAGCGGAGGCAUCGGGAAGACGACCAAGUUCCUCAAGAACCUCGGACAAGCCCUCGCGUCGGGGAGCUUGGUUCUCGUGGUGGACAGUCCUGGAAGCUACUCAGAAGCUGCCCUGGGCAAAGAGAAGAAGCGGUAUCCCAUGCAAUGGCUGCUCGACCACACUCUCCUCGAGACCGAGACACCGGGCUACUCUUGGGAAAAGCUGCAGUCUGACGAUUCCAUCUGGUUUCGACUCCCAGAAGGCUUGUCAUAUCCAAUACCCCUCGAGAAUAUGCGGUACCAGAUACACCUGUACCGUCUGGAAAAGUCGUCUUGA